AUGUACACAGAUACAGAUUCUCUAGUGUAUCAUAUCAACACGAAAGAUUUUUAUGAAGACUUAACCAUCAACUCGAAUUUGUUAGAUCGAAUGGAUACAUCUGACUUACCAAAAGAUCACCCUUGCUAUAUAGCCGAACGUAAAAAGAUCCCAGGUCUAUUUUCCGACGAGACCAAGGGUGCUAUAAUGACGGAGUUUUGUGCCUUGAGAGCCAAGUCCUAUGCAUAUAAUAUUUAUGCUGGGGAAGAGGACGAGCAGAAAGAUAAAGAUGACAGAGUAGGAGGGGAAAACAUAAAGGCGAAGGGUAUCCGCAGGCAUGUGGUUAAGAACCACAUGUCACUUGCGGAUCAUGUAAAGUGUUUGUUCAGUGAUGAAAGUCUCGAUAAAUAUACAGAAAAUGUCUCCAUACGCUCCUUUAAACAUCAGCUCAUGACGAUAAAUACGAGAAAGCUAACUUACAACAACUAUGAUGAUAAGAGAGUUAUCCUAGAAGACAAAAUCCACACCUUGGCUCACGGACAUUACUCAAUAAAGAAAGAUGAACCCGAGGACGAAUGGUCAGAGCUUGAAGAUGAGGUAGAUGAUCGAGGACUGAAAUGGAACGAUGAGGAAAAAGAUUUUAUGAGAGAGCUUCUCCGUCAUAUUGUAAAUUAA
This is a messenger RNA of Metopolophium dirhodum (rose-grain aphid), 654 nucleotides long. RefSeq lists its product as uncharacterized. The record is from RefSeq and is a predicted model, not a curated record. Lineage: Eukaryota; Metazoa; Arthropoda; Insecta; Hemiptera; Aphididae. The coding region runs from base 1 to 654 and encodes 217 amino acids. The transcript has 3 exons.